Molecule: messenger RNA, 1715 nt
Organism: Stegodyphus dumicola
Lineage: Eukaryota; Metazoa; Arthropoda; Arachnida; Araneae; Eresidae
Gene: Arp3
Product: Actin-related protein 3
Source: RefSeq, a predicted model, not a curated record
UAUGCAUUCUAACCACAACCGUGUUGACAUCGGUUUAUGAUAACUGACGGGCGUUGUGUGUUUCUAUAAAACUAUUUAAAUAUUAUUUAAUGGCUGGAAGAUUACCGGCGAUUGUCAUAGACAAUGGAACAGGAUAUACAAAGCUUGGAUUUGCUGGCAAUAGGGAACCACAGUUCAUUAUUCCUUCUGCUAUAGCAAUAAGAGAAACUGCAAAAAUAGGAGAUCAAGCAAUAAGGAGGUUAGGUCGUGGCAUAGAUGAUUUAGAUUUUUACAUUGGAGAUGAAGCUAUUGAUUCUACAGGAUAUGCAGUCAAGUACCCUAUUCGCCAUGGUAUUGUAGAAGACUGGGAUUUAAUGGAACGAUUUUGGGAACAGUGUAUUUUUAAAUACCUUCGAGCUGAACCAGAAGAUCAUCAUUUUUUAUUGACAGAACCUCCUUUAAAUACUCCAGAAAACCGAGAGUAUACUGCUGAAAUAAUGUUUGAAUCAUUUAAUGUUCCUGGAUUGUAUAUUGCUGUUCAGGCAGUAUUAGCUUUAGCUGCAUCCUGGACAUCCAGGCAGAUGGGAGAGCGAACUUUGAAUGGCUUAGUAAUUGAUUCUGGUGAUGGUGUUACUCAUUGUAUUCCAGUGGCUGAAGGAUAUGUUAUUGGAAGUUGUAUAAAACACAUUCCAAUUGCUGGUCGCAACAUUACUUACUUUAUUCAGAGCCUAUUGAGGGAAAGGGAAGUUGGUAUUCCUCCUGAACAGUCAUUAGAAACAGCAAAAGCCAUUAAGGAAAGGUUUAGUUAUAUAUGCCCAGAUAUAGCUAAAGAAUUUGCAAAGUAUGAUCAAGAACCAAGCAAGUGGAUGAAAAAGUAUGAGGGUAUAAAUGCAAUCACACAACAACCAUUCUCUGUUGAUGUGGGUUAUGAGCGUUUCUUAGGUCCCGAGAUAUUUUUUCAUCCUGAGUUUGCAAAUCCUGAUUUCAUGGUUCCAAUAUCAGAAAUAGUCGACACAUGUAUUCAGAGCUGUCCUAUCGAUGUGAGGAGACCUUUGUAUAAAAACAUUGUUUUGUCUGGUGGUUCGACAAUGUUCCGUGAUUUUGGUCGAAGAUUACAACGUGAUAUUAAGAGAGUUGUGGAUGCAAGAUUGAAACUUAGUGAAACACUUAGUGGUGGACGAAUUAAGCCAAAACCUAUUGAAGUUCAAGUCAUUUCACAUCAUAUGCAAAGAUAUGCUGUUUGGUUUGGUGGCAGUUUAUUGGGAUCGACACCAGAAUUUUAUCAAGUUUGCCAUACCAAAGCUGCAUAUGAGGAGUAUGGGCCAAGCAUCUGUCGCCACAAUCCUGUUUUUGGUGCUAUGACAUGAAAUUUACAUUGCAAUAUAAAGAAGAGAGAGACUUACUUGAAUAUGUUUUGUAAUAUAUUUUACAGAAAUAUGAAGUACUGCUUCUGAGAUUAUUGUUAGCUUCCACUAUGGACUGUGAUGUGUAUAACGAAAGGAACAAAUUUAUUUAAAAAAUUCCAAUUAACAUUUAUUGCUCACACUGUUUAAUAAUAUGUGCAUUUUAAAAAAAAAAAAAUUUGUAAUGCUACUUUUUAUAAAUAGAUAAGAUUAUUGAAUAUAAAUCUGUUGAUUCUGAAGUAAUCUUGAAAUCAGAUAAUGUUAUUUUGUUUUUGUAAUUUUUAUUUCCUAUUUAUUGAAAUUAAUUAGAAAUAAAUUUUGUUUUCAUUAUAC